CCUACUGUAGGCCCGAUCAGCGCUUGAGAGCUGCUCAGAUCAAUAAGGAUUGAUGCAUUUUUUGCGCGUCUUGAGAUCUUCUGUGGGCGCACAGGCUGGCUGGCCUGUCCAGAUCUGGUGAUGUUAGACAAUUCAAUGUGAGCUCAGCUGUCGUCCCCCCAUCCGUUCAAAUCAGUGUUCAGAACCAGUCCUUGUCUGCGCACCAACCGUCAGUUUUCUCCGGUGUUGCUGUAUUCUGAUGGAUCAGUAUGUCUACCACUAAUAAUAUCGCCCAGGCCAGGAAACUGGUGGAACAGCUGAGGAUUGAGGCAGGGAUUGAACGCAUAAAGGUGUCGAAAGCAGCAGCGGACCUGAUGAGUUACUGUGAGCAGCACGCUCGUAGCGACCCUCUGCUGGUCGGGGUGCCCACCUCUGAAAACCCUUUCAAGGACAAGAAACCUUGCAUCAUCCUAUAGCCGCUCUCUGCUUUUCCCGCUCUCUCACACACACAAACACACACACACAUUAACACACACUCACACUAAUGUACAUAUAGAUGCAGACUGACACAUAAAGGUUUGCAUUUGCUAUAAAAAUCUAUCCUAACAUUCUCCCAGGCACACAGCCUCAAGAAGCAGCCUUAUCUGGUCUCACUGGGCUACACACAUACAAAGAAAAACACACACUCACCCAAAAUAGCCGCUCUGGAACAGCGCCAUACCCCAGACCGCCGCUAGGGGGCAGGCUUCUCCUUGCUCACAGUGGCUGAGAUGGUCCACGGUGCUUUGGUAACGUUCAUAUAUGCUGGUCAAUUUGCUACCGCUUGACUUGAAAAGGGAUUUGGACAUUAUUAAUCAGUAGGAAACUUGUUUUGUUUCCCCUUCUUUUUUGUCAUGAAACAAGGUGUUGGGUAAGGGCUGUGGCAGGCAUUGGGAGGACGCGUGUGGGCAACUGAAAUGGGAGGUAGGUACCAGGCCAACUGUGCCAAACCAGACCUAGUGUCACAUUAAUAGCUCAAUAAAUGCUUCUUUUUUUGUGGGAAUAUUUAAAAAUGAAAAAAAAAAAAAAAAAAACAGUCUGAGAGCUUUGUCCUUGGAUCAUGACGAGCAAGCGGCUCAGCCUUUGCCUUUUAUCAGACUACAGCAUGUUCCCACCUGAACCUGUAUCAACAGACCUUCUCUGCCUGUGGCCUCACUAUGGCUGCCUGCAGCCUUUGGCCGAGCCUCCAGCUGUGCCAACCUGUACAAAAAGUCGUCUCUAGAUGCUGAUCUGGCGUAGCGGACCCCACCGUGCUUUCACGGUGGCUGACGAUGUUUCCAAUCGAUGUCUGAGCCGACCUCAGAUCCGCACCUACGAGAGGAGCUCAGUGAACGGCUCUACACAGAACUCAAGCUAUUAACCGUGGACGUUUACUGCAUUUUUAUUAAGACAAUUCUUGUUUGUGAACUCACUGUACGUUUAGAUAUUUUGUUGAUGCUUUACAGUACUUAACAGAUAGGAUAAUAUUGUACUUUUUUCCUUUUUUCUUAACUGUUUUUGCUUUGGCGUAGGUGUCACCCCUGGCUGAUCAGAUGUCUUCUCUUGCUUAUGUUAAUGAAAUAAAAAGAGAUCUCGUUGCAGGUCAGGGGUCACACCUAAGCACUCAAGUUUUUACUGUACUACAAAAAUUUCCCCCGACAGAGGGCAAGGCCACUGUCUGACCACAGCUGGAAAUCAGUCUGCAGAGACUGCAAGGCUGGAUGGGAUAAUACUCCAUAUUUGGAAAAAAAUCAUUUCAGCUCACAUUUGAUUCUCUUCACCGUGAGUCUGAAAAAUUCAGAGGAUAGUGUCAAGACAAACAUAUUGAGAGAAGGGUUCACGUGUUACUUUCGUGCGUGAUAAAUCUGGCUAAAAACCAGAUUACCUGGUUUUUACAGCCUUUAAAAGUUCCUUUCUCUCUUGUUUAAAAGCUCGAUAUGGGGUUAGUUUGCCCUAGUAAGGGACUGGAUCAACAGGAGCCUGCAGCGCCCCCUCGGUUUCCUCCUCUCCUCCUCAACGCUCCUUCUUACCCAAAAAACCAAACUUGAUUGUAAAAACUUAAAACGAAGAAGAAAAAAAUGGCAUUAAGAGAAACAAACUAAGUGUAUAAACUUUCUUUCAGACAUGUGCAGAAGUGAUAAGUUUGAAGAGUAGCUGUUUUGGGUUUAUUUUAUUCUUUUUUUUUCUAUGGAGUCCAUGGAACCUGGUCAGUUGAGUAUUAUUACCCUGUACAGUGUUUGUAAGAUACAAAACUCUAAACAAAGAAUCCCGUCUGUGGAUGUUGGACUUUUUAGUACCGCCUGUUUUUUUUUUUUGUCUUUUUUUCCUGUUCUGUCGGUCAGGAUCGCGUCCGUCUUCUUCAUGUUUUCAUAGUCAUUUAGGGUUUGGGGGCUCCUGAUAACGGAGGUUGGUUUUAACCGCAGACGCAAGCACAGUGAUGAGGAUGCGACCCUGAAACAGCAAAAGAUGCCUAGGCAAAGUUUAGAUGAAUCAACAUCGGACCUCACUCCAGUGGCAAAAAAAACAAAAAAAAAACAACCUCCUGGUCUGUCCUUUAACACCAGCUCCAUUCAUUUAUUUUUUAAGUUUUCUCCUGCCCCUUUUUGCGUUGACUUUUAUAUCAAGUAGGACAGCAGACGCGCAGCAUGCACCCAAAACCUCCUUCGCAGGUGAUUUCCACGCUUGAGGGAAGAUAGUGUGAGUGCAGCGGUUAAAAAGGGCCUUAAGGCCUGCCACUGAGAUCUUAUUUUAAACAAUCAUAUUUAGACUUGUGCACCUCGCAGAGGUUUUUCUCGUAGUCUUUGGGGAAUACUUAAAUUUGUUUGCAGACAGAGUUGUGAUUGCGUCUUGAGACAGCUGGUGCACAGGUUUUAAAAGCAAAGAGUGGGGAAAGAAGCGGGCUUUACGUUUCCUGUUUCCAGUCUUUCUGCUAAGCUCACACGAUGAAAGAUAAAGAGAAAUUGGUCCUUUAAGAAAAUACAGGUUUUGAGAUGCAAGUCGAAAACAGUCAUUUGUUCAAAGCCUCAUUUCAUCUAUGACUUAUUCCAAACAAAGAGACGUUUCCAAAGUAUGCAAAGCCGGAGCUGGAAAAAGGCCACGGGAGAAAAGGCUCGGGGGGAUGUACGAGUGUGUGUGUGUGUGUGUGUGUGUGUGUGUGUGUGUGUGUGUGUGUGUGUGUGUGUGUGUGUGUGUGUGUGUGUGUGUGUGUGUGUGUGUGUGUGUGUGUGUGUGUGUGUGUGUGUGUGUGUGUGGUGCUGGUCUUUGCUCCCUGACAAGUACAGUAUGACUUCGCAGAGCAGCAGACAAACAAGUUUCCUUGGAGAGAUGUGGCGUAUAAGAACACACAGUGUGUCGAGUGCUGCAAAGCGUCACAGUAAUGUUACAGUACCACGUUAGUGCAUAUGCAGGUCAGGGUCACCCUGACCACAACAGAGGUGAUGUUACACUACAAAGUCAGAAUAGCGCGAACGGCGUCCGCUUGUUUGUUUUAUCAGGUCAGAGGAUCCCGUACCCACUUUGGGGAAAAAUGCUGAAGCUUUUCCGGCAAAAUGUUGAAAAGCUACUUUUUGAUCUGAUGAAACAGAUGUUCACGUUGGUGGUAGACGUACUUCUUCUUCUGUUUUUAUCUCUGCGCUAAUCUGAGUUGGAUUUUAUUAUCAACGGUUUAUUUUUACCAGACACUGGAUGCUAAUGUAGCUCAAAGAAAAGUUUGAUGCCUAGAGAAAUGUUUUGGGGUUUUUUUGCAUCCCAAAAAGAGAAAGACACUAGUUCAUAUCAACUUUAUCAAGUAUUUUUCUAUCCGGUGAGAACUUUAAUCUAGCGUCUGGGCUAAUUUAUCUUAAAUAUUGGAAAUAUGGGCAUUGUUUUCUGUGGUUCAUUAGUUAACACACUUGAUCUCCUUAUCGUUUCUCCAACUACAUUAAAAAGUGAGCUGGUUGGCAGAUUUUGCUGUUGCUGGGUCAUCCGACUUCCUGUUUCUAGUCUCAACGCCACGCUGAAGUCUCCAGCUGCUGUGUCUAAAUGGGUUUUUGUCACCUGAUGUUUGGCAAAAUAGCAAACAUUCCUAUUGAAAAGUCAAACUAUUCCUUUUUAAAUAAUUUUCCCUCAUCUUUGCUUGUAUUGAAGAGAUGCUUGAGCCAUUCCUUGAGGUCAGGAAGGGUUACCGGCGCAGCUACACAUCAAACAUACAAUCACAACAUAUCGCCUAACACACACACUCACACAGACUGAUGUUGUCCUGAAAAUGCCUGACAUGCUUUUCUUAAAAAAAAAACUAAAAAAAAACAAAGAAACAUUGUCUUUAUUUCUUCAGUCAUUCCAUCCCUUCUUCGGCUGCAAUCGAAGAGGGCCGGCCCCCGCCGGCUCUUUGUCCGACUGAUUGGUUGUUACUUUGCCUUAUAGUGGCGUAUAUUGUGUUAAUGCUGGGUUUUGAAGUUAUCAGAUCAGCAGAAUGAACAGUCUUAAAAGUGGUACGCGUGGCUCACGGCGGACGUCCACUGCUGAAGUGAGCCUGACUCCAUUCAUUUGUGGCCCGGGGAGGAGCGUUGCAGCUCCCCGCCGUUGGACUCUCAUAUCAAACAUCAGUCAUUUGGCUCUGAGCCCUGUCAUCGUUUGUUUUCUGAUCUCCUGUGUAUGCAUACAGUAGGCUAUAUGUAUCUUUUUGCCUUGAUUGAUUAUGAAGAAAAUUUAUCUAUUUUUUGUAACUGUUCUAUGAUGUGCCAUAACUCAUGUUUUCUUGCACACUGUUAAUAUUUUGUGGAUAUUGCUGUUUAAAAAAAAAUGAUAUUGAGAAGUAGAUAACAUUAAUAAAAAGAUG
Molecule: messenger RNA, 4813 nt
Organism: Cololabis saira (Pacific saury)
Lineage: Eukaryota; Metazoa; Chordata; Actinopteri; Beloniformes; Belonidae
Gene: gng7
Product: guanine nucleotide binding protein (G protein), gamma 7
Exons: 4
Coding region: 249-455 (68 amino acids)
Biological process (GO): G protein-coupled receptor signaling pathway
Cellular component (GO): heterotrimeric G-protein complex
Molecular function (GO): G-protein beta-subunit binding
Source: RefSeq, a predicted model, not a curated record